Molecule: messenger RNA, 8524 nt
Organism: Nothoprocta perdicaria
Lineage: Eukaryota; Metazoa; Chordata; Aves; Tinamiformes; Tinamidae
Gene: MYO9A
Product: myosin IXA
Exons: 44
Coding region: 64-7821 (2585 amino acids)
Biological process (GO): intracellular signal transduction; positive regulation of GTPase activity
Cellular component (GO): myosin complex
Molecular function (GO): microfilament motor activity; GTPase activator activity; ATP binding
Source: RefSeq, a predicted model, not a curated record
GAUAACAUGAUGACCUGACUGUCCUGCCUAUGCAGCACGGGCACUGAUGGGAAAGGAUCCAAUAUGAGUGUAAAUGAUGUUGGAGGCAGACGACGCUUUGAGGAGAGCGAGUACACGUUGCACAUCUACCCCGGGAGCAUCGCCGAAGGGACCAUCUAUUGCCCCAUCACCGCCAGGAAAACCUCCACGGCGGCCGAGGUGAUCGAGUCGCUCAUCACCAAGCUCCAGCUGGAGAAGACAAAAUGUUACGUCCUCGCAGAAGUGAAAGAGUUUGGAGGGGAGGAAUGGAUCCUCAACCCUACGGACUGCCCGGUGCAACGCAUGAUGCUGUGGCCUCGCAUGGCCCUGGAGAACCGCAUCAGCGGCGAGGACUAUCGCUUCCUUCUGCGCGAGAAGAACCUCGACGGCUCCAUCCACUACGGCAGCCUGCAGUCGUGGCUGCGCGUGACGGAGGAGCGCCGCAGGAUGGUGGAGCGGGGCUUCCUGCCCCAGCCGCCGCAGAAGGACUAUGACGACUUGUGCGGCCUACCGGACUUGAACGAGAAGACGCUCCUGGAGAACCUCAGAAACCGCUUUAAGCAAGAGAAAAUCUACACCUACGUAGGCAGCAUUCUCAUCGUUAUCAACCCGUUCAAGUUUCUACCUAUUUAUAAUCCCAAAUAUGUUAAAAUGUAUGACAACCACCAGCUGGGCAAGCUGGAGCCGCACAUUUACGCGGUGGCGGACGUGGCCUACCACGCCAUGCUGCAGCGCAGGAAGAACCAGUGCAUCGUGAUUUCGGGCGAGAGCGGCUCGGGAAAAACCCAGAGCACCAACUUUCUGAUUCACCACCUCACCGCCCUCAGCCAGAAGGGAUUUGCUAGCGGAGUGGAACAGAUUAUUCUUGGAGCUGGACCAGUGCUUGAGGCUUUUGGCAACGCCAAAACAGCACACAACAACAACUCGAGCCGCUUCGGCAAGUUCAUCCAAGUGAAUUAUCAGGAGACGGGCACCGUGCGCGGAGCUUAUGUUGAAAAGUAUCUCCUGGAGAAAUCCAGACUAGUCUAUCAGGAACACAAUGAACGGAACUACCAUGUAUUUUAUUACCUCCUGGCAGGAGCGAGCGAGGAAGAAAGAUCUGCUUUUCACCUUAAGCAGCCCGAGGAGUAUCACUACCUCAACCAGCUGACGAGGAGGCCCCGCAGGCAGAGCUGGGAGGACUACGGCUGCGACGCCGAGCCGGACUGCUUCUCCGUUGAAGGGGAGGACCUGAAGCACGACUUUGAGCGCCUGCAGCUGGCCAUGGAGAUGGUGGGCUUCCUCCCCAAGACUCGCAGGCAAAUCUUCUCUCUGCUGUCUGCGAUACUGCAUCUGGGUAACAUCCGCUACAAAAAGAAAACGUACCGGGAUGACUCCAUCGAUAUUUGCAACCCCGAAGUCCUACCCAUCGUCUCAGACCUUCUGGAGGUGAAAGAAGAGAUGCUGUUUGAAGCCCUGGUUACCAGAAAGACAGUGACUGUAGGAGAGAAGCUCAUCUUACCAUACAAACUAGCAGAGGCUGUGACUGUGCGGAAUUCCAUGGCUAAAUCCUUGUACAGCGCCCUGUUUGACUGGAUCGUUUUUAGGAUUAACCACGCGCUUCUGAAUUCCAAGGACAUGGAGGAAAACACCAAGACUUUAUCCAUUGGCGUACUGGAUAUUUUUGGCUUUGAAGAUUAUGAAAACAACAGUUUUGAACAAUUCUGCAUUAACUUUGCCAAUGAGCGCUUGCAGCACUACUUUAACCAGCACAUCUUCAAACUCGAGCAGGAGGAAUAUAGAGCAGAAGGCAUUAGCUGGCACAACAUAGACUACAUAGACAACUCCGGCUGCAUAAACCUCAUCAGCAAGAAGCCAACGGGGCUGCUCCAUCUGCUGGAUGAGGAAAGCAAUUUCCCCCAAGCCACGAACCAGACGCUGCUGGACAAGUUCAAGCGGCAGCACGAAGGCAACUCGUACAUUGAGUUUCCAGCGGUCAUGGAACCAGCUUUCAUCAUCAAGCACUACGCGGGCAAAGUGAAAUACGGAGUGAAGGAUUUCCGUGAGAAAAACACGGAUCACAUGCGGCCAGACAUCGUCGCUCUGCUGAGGAGCAGCAAGAACGCCUUCAUCUGCGGCAUGAUAGGCAUCGACCCGGUGGCCGUUUUCCGCUGGGCAGUCCUCAGGGCGUUUUUCAGGGCGAUGGUGGCGUUCAGGGAGGCUGGAAAACGCCACGUCGAGAAGAAAACUGGGCAUGAUGAUGCAGUGCCGUGUGCGGUUUUGAAAAGUGUGGAUAGUUUUAGCUUUCUCCAUCACCCAGUGCAUCAGAGGAGCUUAGAGAUCCUGCAGAGAUGCAAGGAGGAGAAGUACAGUAUCGCUCGGAAGAGCCCCCGGACCCCUCUCUCAGACCUUCAAGGAGUUAACACCAUCAAUGAGAAGAGCCAGCGCGAUGUCUAUGGCGUGGGCUGGAACGGCAGGAUGGGCAUUCGGCACAGCAGGCUCUCCAGCCCGAGCUCCUUCCUCGACAAAGACGGGAUAUUCGUUAAUUCCACCAGCAGCAAGCUGCUGGAGCGGGCCCACGGCAUCCUCAUGCGCAAUAAGAACUUCAAAGCCAAACCAAAUCUCCCAAAGCACAUGCUGGACGUGAAGUCCCUCAAGCACCUGACGAACCUGACGCUGCACGACCGCAUUACGAAAUCUCUGCUGCACCUCCACAAGAAGAAGAAGCCGCCCAGCAUCAGCGCCCAGUUCCAGGCGUCGCUCAACAAGCUGAUGGAGACCCUUGGCCAGGCAGAGCCGUACUUUGUCAAGUGCAUCCGCUCCAAUGCCGAGAAGCUCCCGCUGCGGUUCAGCGACAGCCUGGUGCUCAGGCAGCUGCGGUACACGGGAAUGCUGGAGACCGUGCGGAUUCGCCAGUCGGGAUACAGCUGCAAAUACACCUUCCAGGAUUUUGUCAACCAUUUCCAUGUCCUCCUGCCACAAGGAAUCAGCCCAUCCAAACCCAAUAUCCAGGAUUUCUUCUGGAAAAUAAAACUCAAUCCGGACAAUUAUCAAGUUGGAAGAACAAUGGUUUUCGUGAAGGAGCGGGAGCGGCAGCUCUUGCAGGACCUGCUUCACCAGGAGGUGCUCCGGAGGAUCACGCUGCUGCAGCGCUGGUUCCGCAGCCUGCUCCACAGGCGCCAGUUCCUCGCCUUGCGCCACGCCGCCCUCGUCAUACAGCGUUCCUGGCGCGGCCGCGGGAGCCGCCACAGCCUCGUCGGCCUGCAGGCGGCCUGCAGGGGCUACCUGGCGCGGCAAAGGUACAGAGCUUUAAAAGAGCAGAGAUUGAAAGAGAGACAGCUGGAGAACGGCCUGAUAAUUCGGGAAGAGUCCGAUGGACUGGAGGCGAAUGAUGCUUUGGAAAUUAAGGGCUCCGACCCAUCUAAGUGGGAGGAUGGCUCCUUUGAAGAGAGAGUGAGGGCUAUAGAGGAACAUAAGUCGCUGAUGGAGAAUAAUCGGCUGAAUCAUGCAGACCUCUUGGAUAAUACUGGAAGUUUGUUACACAAAAGGCAUGAGAGAGCCAGUAGCCAGGGCGGGAUGGACACUGAGGAGGAAGUAGUCGUGAGGGAGAGACCCAAGUCGUUGGAGGAUCUCAACCAGAAAAAAGUGGUUCGUGCCAAAAGAGAAAGCCGGAGAAUGCGGGAAUUGGAACAGGCAAAAUUUAGCUUGGAAUUGCUUAAGGUCCGGUCCACAGGCGGGCUGUCGCCUUCGGAAGAGCGCCGGUGGUCCUCAGAGCUUGUAGCUGAAGCACUUCAUUCCCCUCAGGGAACCCCGGAGAGUGAAAGCUCUCAAGGGAGCUUAGAGAUGUUAAGCUGUGAAGAUACCCCAAGUAAACUUGUUUCCUUAGUUUUAGAUGGGCCAGACGUGGCAUCAUUUCCCACGGGCACCCAGGACUCUCUACCUAGCACUCCCCAGCCUCACUGGCAGGACAAGUCUUUCUGCACAGCAGACGUGAACAGCAAUUUAUCCACUUGCAAAAGGAGGCCGUCAGACUCGGAGCUACCCAACAGCCACGCUUCUAAGGAGCGCGAGGUCUCUGAUCCCCAAAACGUUAUCUACAAGAUGCAGCCAAGAGAAACCUUCCUUUCCAGUAACCUACCAACCUUCUACAUCCCACCCCAGGACAAUUUGAAAGCAAAGCAGUCAUUGCUGGAGAAUAACCUGAGGAACAAACCAGUUGAAAGAGAAGAGAAAACGGUGACAUUCCCUGAGAUCUUGAAGGACUCUGAGUCUGACAAGCAAGACCGGAGCAAAAGCUUGGGCAGGGAGGUAGGGGAAAAGACUCCUACCAAGAAAGAGGAGCAUGGGACAGGUAUUGGGACACAGACCCAUUCGCCAGAUUCGGUAAUCAAGAGACUGGAAAGGCUCAAUGUGGAGAAGGAGGAACGACAAAAGCAGCUUCAGCUGCAGAAUGAGAAGGAGAUGAUGGAGCAGAUCCGCCAGCAGAAAGAAAUUCUGGAGAGGCAGCGCAAAGCCUUUGAGCAGCUUGAGAAGCAAGGCAGGAUGGAAGCUUUGCAGAGGCUCGAGGUGAGCAGAAUCAAGGACCCAUCUCUCAAACCACCCAAACGAGCAGAGAGCCGCCCUCAGUCUGUCCUCAUCCUGCACCCCCCGAGCAGAGGGGAGCCCGGCUUCCCCGCGGGAUUACCUCCAUCCUCCUCGGUCGAUAUUAAAGGUCUCACUGUUGGGAACAGAGGCACCUCUCCGGCCCACAGCGCUUCCAAAGACAGACCUGUCAGCAUGUUCAUGGAGCGAAAGGAAGGUCAGUCCGGCACGGCGCUCGAGGCCACCCGUGUGGAGCGGCCCAGCUCCAAACUGCCUCCGGACUCCAGGGAUUUCCCGGGCAGCCCCUUUUCCCGAACGGAGCGCCUGAGGCAGCCCCGGAUGCCCAGCCAGGCCGCUGAUGACAUGAGGGCAAGCGCUAUGUUUUUCACACCAAAAGACCCUCCCUUCGGCCUCCAGAGGGAAGCGAGCCCACAGUGCCUUCCCAAGGGAGAACUGGCCAGGAAGCCAUUCAAGAUACCGGGGUCUGGCCGAGGAGAGGUUGCCAGACCGACCCAUAAAAAGAAAGCCCGCAUGGCGCGGACGCGCUCCGAUUUCUUGACUAGAGGUACUUGUGCUGAUGGGGAGGGGGAUACGGAGGAAGAUGAUUACGAUGCCAGUUUUGAGUUCCUUCUCUCCUCUGAGCAACCUCCUCAUGCUGAGCCAGGGCCUGCAGCCAGGCUGGGGCAGGCCUGUUACAGUGACUCCGAAAUGACCGUACAGCGAUUUGCAUCUGCUGAAGGCCAGACAAAGCUUCAUAAAACCAUGUCUCAGGGGGAGAUUGGGAAGUUGGCAGCUGCACAGAAGAACCUGGCUCCAGAUGGGAGGCCUCAGCGAGCCAAGAUGCGAUUCUGGGUAAAGGGGAAGCAGGGGGAAAAGAAGACGCCGCGGGAGAAGCUUGCUACCCAGUCUGAGCUGCUGGAGCUCUAUGCAGAGCAAGAAGCACCGAGCAGAGAGGUGGUUCCUGGCCUGCAACUCGGGGAAGAGUUGGGUCCUCACCACCUGACACCGCCACGGAGUCCGGAGCUGUCGGGACUUUAUCGGAAGGAGUUUAAGGAGAACAAAGAGCCGUCUCCCAAAGUGAAGCGCAAGCGCAGUGUCAAGAUCAGCAACGUGGCUCUGGAGCCCGUGCAGUGGCAGAACGACUCGCUGCAGAUCAUCACCAGCGCCAGCGACUUGAAAAGCAUGGACGAGUUCCUCCUGAAAAAGAUGAAUGAACUGGAUAAUGAGGACAGCAAGAAGGACACUUUGGUGGACGUCGUGUUCAAAAAGGCACUGAAGGAAUUCCGGCAAAACAUCUUCAGCUUCUACUCCUCGGCGCUGGCGAUGGAUGAUGGGAAGAGCAUCCGGUAUAAGGACCUGUAUGCCUUGUUCGAGCAGAUUUUGGAGAAGACCAUGCGGCUUGAACAGAGAGACUGGAGUGAGUCUCCAGUUAAAGUCUGGGUCAAUACCUUCAAAGUCUUUCUGGAUGAAUAUAUGAUAGAGUACAAGCCCCUGGACUACACUGCUGUGAAGGUGCCAAAAACGGAGAGAAAAAAGAGAAGAAAAAAAGAGGCAGAUGUGGUGGAAGAGCACAACGGGCACAUUUUCAAGGCCACGCAGUACAGCAUCCCCACCUACUGUGAAUAUUGCUCCUCCUUGAUCUGGAUCAUGGACAGGGCUUCUGUUUGUAAAUUGUGUAAAUAUGCUUGUCACAAGAAGUGCUGUCUUAAAACCACGACCAAGUGCUCCAAAAAGUACGAUCCGGAGCUCUCGUCGCGGCAGUUUGGCGUGGAGCUCUCGCGGCUGACCAGCGAGGAGCGCGCGGUGCCCGCGCUGGUGGAGAAGCUCAUCAACUACAUCGAAAUGCACGGGCUCUACACCGAGGGCAUCUACCGAAAGUCGGGCUCCACCAACAAGAUCAAGGAGCUGCGGCAAGGGCUCGAUACAGACAUCGACAACGUCAACUUAGACGACUACAACAUCCACGUCAUUGCCAGCGUGUUCAAGCAGUGGCUCAGAGAUCUACCCAACCCGCUCAUGACCUUCGAAUUGUACGAGGAGUUCCUGCGAGCUAUGGGCCUGCAGGACAGGAAGGAGACGGUCCGGGGAGUGUAUUCGGUCAUCGACCAGCUGUCCCGCACCCACCUCAGCACCCUGGAGCGCCUCAUCUUCCACCUCGUGAGGAUUGCCCUCCAGGAAGAGACCAAUCGAAUGUCAGCUAAUGCCUUGGCGAUUGUGUUUGCUCCCUGUAUCCUGCGCUGUCCUGAUACGACGGACCCACUGCAGAGUGUUCAGGACAUCAGCAAAACGACCACUUGCGUGGAAUUAAUUGUCGUAGAGCAGAUGAACAAGUACAAGGCUCGUCUCAAGGACAUCAACAGCCUGGAGUUUGCUGAGAACAAAGCAAAGAGCCGGCUCUCUUUGAUCCGCAGAUCCAUGAAACCCGUACUAAUUGCAGUUAGAUUUAUGAGCAUAACCCGCAAUUCGAUCCCGGGCAAAGGCCGCAUACGGCGCGGCACCUACCCCAGCCCCACGUCUCCCGUCGCCGUGCGCCUGCCCUCGGUGUCCGACGUCCCCGAGGAGACCAUGAGCAGCGAGGAGGCCAUGGAGAUGGACGUCACGGAGCAGCAGCAAGCGGCCAUGCAGCAGGAGGAGAGAGUGCUCACAGAGCAGAUUGAGAGCUUGCAGAAGGAGAAGGAGGAGCUGACGUUCGAGAUGCUGACGCUGGAGCCGCGGGCCUCCGACGACGAAACUCUCGAGUCCGAAGCCUCUAUUGGCACCGCCGACAGCUCCGAAAAUCUGAACUUUGACUCUGAAGGAGGCGUCUCCGACCGCUCAGAGAGAAGUUUGGCCCUGGGACCCCCGCGCCCCAGCAAGCCGGAGGCCGCCGGCCGCCUGCGGAGGCACCCGCGGAAGCAGCCGGAGCCCCCGGAGGCGCCCGACGGGGCCCCGGCACCCUCGGCACCGGCCUCCACCUCCUGCCUGCCCCACCUGCCCCGCAAGCGCUUCCAGAUGUACUCCAAGUCCCCCUUCUACCGGGCGGCCGAGGCCAGGGCCGGCCUCGAGGGGCCCGACGAGCGGCCCCAGUUCACCACGCGGGGCACCUUCAACCCCGAGAAGGGCAAGCAGAAGCUGAAGAACGUCAGGAGCUCCCCGCAGCGGGCGCGCGAGGCGCCCGGCGCCGACGCCGAGUGCGCGGCCGCCGCGCAGCAGCAGCAGCAGCAGCAGCUGGUGCUUUUCGGCAGCAACGAGUUCAUGGUGUGAGGCGCUCGGAGCCGAGGAGCAGCGCUGGCCCUAGGCGGGCUCGUAGGGUUUGGACAUCGAGCCCCCUCCCCGCUGCGCCGCCGGAAUUCCGGGGCAGCUCUCACCUCCGCCCGGCCGCCGCUUUGGGGGAUUUUGUGGGAUUUUGGGUUGUUUUUCGCUCCGUGAACUCUUGAGGAGGCCCCCAGUGGACCAAGCCCUUCUUGCCUGCCAUUAUAUGAUGCUCUCCACGGCGCAACCCCCCUUGCCCGGUAAGGAGCCCGGCGCAGAGCCCUCUCGCCACAGUGGGAAGAGCGGACAGAUAUUUAUUCCAGGGAAAGAGGGAAGGAAUUUUUUCACCGCCAGCCAUCAGGGAAAGGAGGAAAAGGAAAAAGAAACCAAGGCCGCUGCUUAGCCCAAAGCCAAAGUCUGCGCCCGGGUGCCGACAGCCAUAGCUGGGCGCCAGCGCCGCGGCGCGGAGGAAGCCACGGCGGAAGGGUCUCCGUUGGCAGCACGCCGCUGGCGGAGCUGGAAGGAAAGGCGUGGGAAGGCGGUAGGGAAAAGCUGCCCAAAGUCACCCUCACCGUGUUGACCUAACCAACGUCUCUCUUUUGAAGACCAUCAGUAUUAAAAGAUUAAUAAUAAUAAUAAUAAUGGUAAUAAUUGAGGACUACUUGAAGCUAUAUUUGUUUAUAUUCUGGUUACUGAAGUUCAUUGUAAAUAUAUU